Messenger RNA from Vanessa atalanta (red admiral), 696 nucleotides. RefSeq names its product lipopolysaccharide-induced tumor necrosis factor-alpha factor homolog. Gene Ontology annotation, molecular function: zinc ion binding. NCBI's taxonomy places the organism in Eukaryota, Metazoa, Arthropoda, Insecta, Lepidoptera, Nymphalidae. The transcript has 2 exons. The coding region runs from base 30 to 425 and encodes 131 amino acids. The record is from RefSeq and is a predicted model, not a curated record.
AAGACUCGUAUUCGCAUUUUCGUCCGGCUAUGAAUCCACCGCCAUAUUCCGAACAUCUGCCAACGCAAAAUCCUUCAAACCCAGCAGUUGGACAAGCUGGCUACGAAAUGGACAAUCAGCCUCAAGUGACAAUUGUCCAUCCACAAACUACCACAAUAAUCCAAGGAACAACAGUGAUACCAGCACUCAUUAUGUCAGGAAAUUUGGGUCCAAAAUCAACACCGUACUUUUGCAAUAAAUGCAACCAGCAAAUAGUUACCGUUGUUAAAAAGAGAUCCUCAAUGAGAACGCAUGUGUGCGCGGGUUUAUUAUGCUUUUUCCUUUGCUGGCCCUGCGUCUGUAUACCUUACUGUAUGGACUCGUGCAAGAAAACUGAGCACUAUUGUCCGAACUGUGACGCGUUCAUUGGUAGGUACGACGCAUAAUAUGAAAGGAAGAAUACUGUAUACCGUGUGGUUCCGGAAAAAUAGAAUAGAACCACCCCUAAUUGAACCCAAGGGUGUCGUAGGAGCCGACUAAGGGAACUCCGAGCAUGAAGAUAUCCUUGUUAAAUUUGAACUUUUCACUCAUACCAACGUGAAAUAGGACAUUGGCGGGAAUUUGACUCACAACCACAAGCGACAGAGGCAGUUCGUGAUAUGAAGUAAAGUUGGGUAUAGGCAUAUUAUUAUAUUACAAUAAUGUGACAUCAGUGAA